Messenger RNA from Puma concolor (puma), 891 nucleotides. The record is from RefSeq and is a predicted model, not a curated record. Lineage: Eukaryota; Metazoa; Chordata; Mammalia; Carnivora; Felidae.
AUGUCUGACGUGGAAGAGGUGGGGGAAGAGUACGAGGAGUGACAAGAAGAGGAGGACUGGAGACAGGACGAAGACGAGCAGGAAGAGGCAGCAGAAGAAGAGGCUGAAGGUGAGGCUGAGACUGAGGAGACCAAUGUAGAAGGAGACGGACAAGAAGAGGAGGCUAAAGAAACUGAAGAUGGCCCAGUGGAGGAGUCCAAACCAAAGCCCAGGCCAUUCAUGCCCAACCUGGUGCCACCCAAGAUCCCCGAUGGGGAGAGAGUAGACUUUGAUGAUAUCCACCGGAAGCGCAUGGAGAAGGAUCUGAAUGAGCUACAGACGCUGAUCGAGGCUCACUUUGAGAACAGGAAGAAAGAGGAAGAGGAGCUCAUUUCCCUCAAAGACAGGAUUGAGAAGCGACGGGCUGAGCGGGCCGAGCAGCAGCGCAUCCGGAAUGAGCGGGAGAAGGAACGUCAGACUCGCCUGGCAGAAGAGAGAGCCCGACGGGAGGAGGAGGAGAACAGGAGAAAGGCUGAGGACGAGGCCCGGAAGAAGAAGGCUUUGUCCAACAUGAUGCACUUUGGGGGUUACAUCCAGAAGGCCCAGACGGAGCGGAAAAGCGGGAAGAGGCAGACGGAGCGGGAAAAGAAGAAGAAGAUUCUGGCCGAGAGGAGGAAGGUGCUGGCCAUUGACCACCUGAAUGAAGAUCAGCUGAGGGAGAAGGCCAAGGAACUAUGGCAGAGCAUCUAUAACCUGGAGGCAGAGAAGUUCGACCUGCAGGAGAAGUUCAAGCAGCAGAAAUAUGAAGUGAGCCUGCUCACUGGCCCCUCCCCCAUCCCCCACUCCUGUUUUGGAUUGGGUCCCACAUGGCUGCUGUCCAUCAGAGGCCCCGGUGUGGGCACAGCCGGCUGA